GCUGAACUCGCUGUCCGUGGACCCCGACGCCGAGUGCAAGUACGGCCUGUACUUCCGGGACGGCCGGCGCAAGGUGGACUACAUCCUGGGUGUACCAUCACAAGAGGGGCGUCGGGCAGCAGGAACCGUCGGCCAGGGACGGGUCCAGCACGGAGAUGCCCGGCCCGGCAGCCCGCGGCGGCGAGGCAGGACCAGCCCCCCCCGGGAAGGCGGGCCCGGUGGGAGCGGCGGAGCCCGAGCCCCCGCUGGACUACCACGAGGACGACAAGCGGUUCCGCAGGGAGGAGUACGAGGGGAACCUGGUGGAGGCCGGGCUGGAGCUGGAGCGGGACGAGGACACGAAAAUUCAUGGGGUUGGAUUUGUAAAGAUCCACGCGCCUUGGAAUGUGCUGUGCAGGGAGGCUGAGUUUUUGAAACUGAAGAUGCCGACAAAGAAGCUGUAUCACAUCAACGAGACGCGUGGCCUCCUAAAAAAGAUCAACUCUGUGCUCCAGAAGAUCACGGACCCCAUCCAGCCCAGGGUGGCAGAGCACAGACCCCAGACCACCAAGAGGCUCUCCUACCCCUUCUCCCGGGAGAAGCAGCACCUAUUUGACCUGUCUGACAAGGAUUCCUUUUUCGACAGCAAAACCCGGAGCACAAUCGUCUACGAAAUCCUGAAGAGGACAACAUGUACCAAAGCCAAGUACAGCAUGGGGCAAGGAGAGGGAAGAAGGAAGGACUCUGCCCUUUUAAAUAAAAGGCGAAAAUGUGGUAGACACGGCAUCACGAGCCUGCUGGCCAACGGCGUUUAUUCGGCAGCCUACCCCUUGCACGAUGGUGACUAUGACGGGGACAGCGUGGAGUUCAACGACAGGAGGCUCCUGUACGAAGAGUGGGCCAGUUACGGGGUCUUCUACAAGUACCAGCCCAUCGACCUGGUCAGGAAGUAUUUUGGGGAGAAGAUCGGCCUGUACUUCGCCUGGCUGGGCGUGUACACCCAGAUGCUCAUCCCCGCCUCCGUGGUGGGGAUCAUCGUUUUCCUCUACGGAUGGGCCACCGUCGAUGAGAACAUCCCCAGCAUGGAGAUGUGCGACCAGAGACACAACAUCACCAUGUGUCCUCUGUGCGACAAGACCUGCAGCUACUGGAAGAUGAGCUCGGCUUGUGCCACGGCCCGCGCCAGCCACCUCUUCGACAACCCCGCCACCGUCUUCUUCUCCAUCUUCAUGGCCCUCUGGGCCGCCACCUUCAUGGAGCACUGGAAGCGGAAACAGAUGCGACUCAAUUACCGCUGGGACCUCACAGGCUUCGAGGAGGAGGAGGAGGCUGUCAAGGACCAUCCCAGAGCCGAAUAUGAAGCCAGAGUUUUGGAGAAGUCACUGAAGAAAGAAUCCAAAAACAAAGAGCGGUUUUCUGGUCACAGCCUGAAUUCUCGCAGACCUCUGGAGAAGCGCCGGCAUGUUCCGGAGGAGCCAACAAACAAAUGGAGGCAGAGGGUUAAGACAGCCAUGGCGGGGGUGAAAUUGACGGACAAGGUGAAGCUGACCUGGAGAGACCGGUUCCCAGCCUACUUCACCAACUUGGUCUCCAUCAUCUUCAUGAUUGCGGUGACCUUCGCCAUCGUCCUGGGUGUCAUCAUCUACAGAAUCUCCACGGCUGCCGCCUUGGCCAUGAACUCCUCCCCCUCCGUGCGGUCCAACAUCCGGGUCACCGUCACAGCCACCGCGGUCAUCAUCAACCUGGUGGUCAUCAUCCUCCUGGACGAGGUCUACGGCUGCAUAGCCAGGUGGCUCACCAAGAUCGAGGUUCCAAAGACGGAGAAGAGCUUCGAGGAGAGGCUGAUCUUCAAGGCUUUCCUGCUGAAGUUCGUGAAUUCCUACACCCCCAUCUUUUACGUGGCUUUCUUCAAAGGCCGGUUCAUCGGACGCCCGGGCGACUACGUGUACAUUUUCCGGUCUUUCCGCAUGGAAGAGUGCGCGCCGGGCGGCUGCCUGAUGGAGCUCUGCAUCCAGCUGAGCAUCAUCAUGCUGGGGAAGCAGCUCAUCCAGAACAACCUGUUUGAGAUCGGCAUCCCGAAAAUGAAGAAGUUCAUCCGCUACCUGAGGCUGAAGCACCAGAGCCCCUCCGACCGGGACGAGUGCGUGAAGAGGAAGCAGCGGUACGAGGUGGACUACACGCUGGAGCCCUUCGCUGGCCUCACCCCGGAGUACAUGGAGAUGAUCAUCCAGUUCGGCUUUGUCACCCUGUUCGUGGCAUCCUUCCCGCUGGCCCCACUGUUUGCGCUGCUGAACAACAUCAUUGAGAUCCGCCUGGAUGCCAAAAAGUUCGUCACUGAGCUCCGGAGGCCGGUGGCCGUCAGAGCCAAGGACAUCGGGAUCUGGUACAACAUCCUCAGAGGCGUCGGGAAGCUCGCAGUCAUUAUCAACGCAUUCGUGAUCUCCUUCACGUCCGACUUCAUCCCCCGCCUGGUGUACCUGUACAUGUACAGCGAGAACGGGACCAUGCACGGCUUCGUCAACCACACCCUCUCCUCCUUCAACGUCAGCGACUUCCAGAACGGCACGGCCCCCAGCGACCCCCUGGACCUGGGCUACGAGGUGCAGAUCUGCAGGUACAAAGAUUACCGGGAGCCGCCAUGGUCGGAGCACAAGUAUGACAUCUCCAAGGACUUCUGGGCCGUGCUGGCCGCCCGGCUGGCCUUCGUCAUCGUCUUCCAGAACCUGGUCAUGUUCAUGAGCGACUUUGUGGACUGGGUCAUCCCGGACAUCCCGAAAGACAUCAGCCAGCAGAUCCACAAGGAGAAGGUCCUGAUGGUGGAGCUGUUCAUGAGGGAGGAGCAGGGGAAGCGGCAGCUGCUGGACACGUGGAUGGACACGAGCCGCACGCCGGCCGGGCCGUGCGGCAAUCACAGCCCCCCCGCCCGCCCUGACAGCCCUGACAGCCCGGGGGGCGCCCCGUAGCGGCCGGCAGCCCCGGCCACACACACCCUCUCCCGGGGCAGGCGGCGUCUUGCACCCACCUGGCCCGGUGGCUCCUGUGUUUGUUGCAAACCUGGAAGACCACCUUCUGAUAGGACAACAUUUUUUCCAUCUUUUCCUGGUUUUUUUUUCCCUUGUUUUUGCACAAAACCGUUAUGCAGGGAAUUCUGUUAUCUUUAGUAUUCAAGGUUAAUCAAAAUGAUCGCUGGGGACGGGGUGACACACAGUGAGUGCAGGCACUUUGCAGAAGCAAUGCUCGAAGUCUGGGGUCUCCUUGGUGGUGGGAUGUGAGCAGUGACCCCCCCAGAAGUCAUCUUCUUUAAUCCUUCUGAUGCCUUAAGGGAGACGCAAGGUGGCACGCCAAGGCAUGGGCCGAGCUGGCGGGAUAUGUGAGGGAGAACGGGGAAAUGGGUAAGGAGUAAACGAGGUGGACACCAGUUCCGAAAGGCGUCACCUGCCCCUAGGUCGGAAAAGUGAGACUUUUUAUCACCUUUUCCUUCCAUGGGUGCAGAAACCGAGACACUGCUCAGAAAGAAGGGCUCCCUGGCUCCGUCCACUCAGAGGGCCUGGGAGCUUCAAAGUUACUCUUGGAGACCUAGCGGGAUGCUGGUGUCCUGAGUGUAACAGUGACAGCCACCUGCGGGGACCCCAUCGUCCGCCACACGCCUCCCCCAGCACGAGGCAACAGGAAGCCGCGCGGUGAGCGACUCCGGCCUCCGAGGCUUUUCUCCUGGCGGCUUCAGGGUUUCAAGACGUCUUAAGGCUUUGGGGAGAACUUUUGCAGCUUCAGAAUAUUUAUUGGGUUUUUGUAAUCAAUUCUACGGUGGAUUUGAGGGGGUUUUUUUUCUGUAGCUCAAAGGUGGAAGGCAUUUAUUUUAUUAGCUAACCAAAUACCAUUGAGAGGAAUUUAAAAUACGGUUACUACCAAAGAUUUUUAUUAACAAAGGCCUCUAUUUUGAUAAUACCUCUUAUAUUUUUACUUACAGGAAUGUUACUGUUGAACAAUUAUCAUUUUAAAAGCUUGUAAAAAACACAUCUCAUAGGUGAUAAGAAUGAUCUUAUUUGCAGCCAUUCUCCUAACUGACUGUCUGAAGUUUCUCAAGCACCCGGAGAAACAUGAAAGGAACGUCUCACCGAAGGGAGGGAAGGAAACACAAGUGUUUGUCGUGAAUGUGUGGUUGGUGAGACACUGACCUUCCUGUAAGCUGCCAACUAGGAGGGACGUCCGUAGGUGUCGUAGACUUUCGUUUUGGGCUAAAAUCAUGCAAUCUGAUGCUUCUCUUUUGUCUUGUACAGUAAGGAGUUGGAAAUGGGGGGUUUUGUAUAUCAACACUGUACUCAAAAUUAGGUGAUGACCAGAAGAUCCUUUUAUGGAAACCAUUUUUUUUAAAAACAGAAUGUACUCAAAUCCAUAGAGGACCAUGGCUGAACAUUCAUCUAAAUAAAUUUGUAUACACAACACUUUCCUCUCAAA
Messenger RNA from Vicugna pacos (alpaca), 4434 nucleotides. Lineage: Eukaryota; Metazoa; Chordata; Mammalia; Artiodactyla; Camelidae. The record is from RefSeq and is a predicted model, not a curated record.